Messenger RNA from Penicillium subrubescens, 2091 nucleotides. RefSeq lists its product as uncharacterized. Lineage: Eukaryota; Fungi; Ascomycota; Eurotiomycetes; Eurotiales; Aspergillaceae. The record is from RefSeq and is a predicted model, not a curated record. The coding region runs from base 1 to 2091 and encodes 696 amino acids. The transcript has 5 exons. Gene Ontology annotation, molecular function: monooxygenase activity; FAD binding; lyase activity.
AUGGCGAUCAAAGAACUCAACAAUGACAGCGGCCUUCGUGUCUUGAUCGUCGGUGCGGGCAUCGGUGGCUUGACCGCGGCUAUUGCUUUGCGCCAGCAGGGUCAUCGUGUUGAGCUAUUCGAGCGAUCGCGAUUCGCCAACGAAAUCGGCGCUGCCAUCCAUUUGUCUCCAAAUGCCAAUGGAGUUCUGCAAAGACUGGGAAUUGAUGCGACCAAGUUUGGCGCUGUCGAGUGUGAAUUGUUGCGAGAGUAUACCCCAUCGGGAGAACCCGUUCACAUCACGCAAGUAAAGCAGCAUGCGGGCAUGUGGCGACACAGCUGGCUGCUCGUUCACCGCGCCCACUUCCACGAAGGACUCAAGACUGCCGCUCAAGCACCAGGCAAGGGAGAGCCCGCCGUUCUACAUACUGCCAGCAAGGUCGUCGACGUUGACCCGCACAACGCGACCGUGACUUUGGGGAACGGCGAUGUGAUCAAGGGUGAUGUCCUGAUCGGUGCCGAUGGCGUACACUCUCUCACUCGCACCAAGCUCACUCAGGACAUCAAGCCCGGCCCCUCGGGCAAGAACGCUUUCCGCUUCCUGAUCUCCCGCCAACAGGCCCUGGAUGAUCCCGAGACCAACAGCAUUGCUAAUGACUUCGGUGCCGUCGAUAUGUGGGAUUCCUCCGACCGUCGCGUGGUCAUCUAUCCUUGCUCGAACAAUGAGCUGCUGAACUUUGUCUGCAUUCAUCCGGAUUCAUUGACGACUAUUGAUGCCGGUGGUGAUUCUUACAACCAGCAGAUUGGAAAGGAAACCCUACUUGAGGUUUUCAAGGAUUUCAACCCUCAGGUGCGGAAGCUCCUCGCAAAGGCUGACCCGCAGACCCUGAAGCUGUGGCCGCUUCUUGACAUGCCUACUCUGCCCACAUGGGUGAAUGACCGUCUGGCUGUGUUGGGUGAUGCUGUUCACCCCUUCCUGCCGUAUCGUGCCUCUGGUGGUGCUAUGGCUAUUGAAGAUGCAGUUUCUUUGUCUGUCAUGUUGCCGCGAGGCAUCUCGGCCGCAGAGGUCCCGGAGAGAUUGAAGCUUUAUGAGAAGGCCCGUCAUGGACGUGCCACCACUAUCCAAGAGAUGACUCGCGAGUCUGCGCAGCUCAUCGCUCCCGAGAAGGCAUUUGGUAUGGUCGUGUACAUCUACGGCCACGACGAGUUCGACCACUCCGCCCAAGUCCUCCGCAAGCACCAGUGGUCCCAAAACCCACACAUGUACUGGCGUCAACCCAUCGUUUUCGGACCCAUGCCAGGCCCUCGCCAAGAUUUCAUGGGCAACGACCGUGCCCUGAAGUCCCUUGAAUCCACCUUCCAGACAGCCUCCAUCAAAUUCAAGACCAGCCGCACCCUGCUAAAGAACCUCUUCCCCUCUGACCGCUACAGCUUCAUUGGGCCCGGCAGCGUCGCCCGCGCCAGCUUCUCCCAGACCACCCUGAACGGCAUGGACUGGCUGGGCGGUGGUGGCUACCGCCAUAUUGGCCUGUACAUCCACGGAGUGCAGUAUAAGAAGGAAAACGGCGAAGUGAUCAAGGGUACUUACAUGCCCAUUCUAUUCGAGAGUCUGGCUGACCCGAUCGUUUCUGGUCGGGAGGAACUCGGUAUGCCGAAGCUCUACACUGCUAUUGAUAUCCACGAGCGCAACAACUCGUACCGGUAUCAGACGAGCUGGCAGGGUGCUGUGUGGGGACACUUUGAAUUGGAGGAUUUGGAAGACGAAGAUCCAGCCGCGGAUAAGGGUACUAUUGGUGGUGAAGAUGAUGAGGGUAUUUUGGUUUAUCGUUAUAUUCCCAAGGUUGGUCGGGUCACUAAGGGUGAAGCUGAGGCGGAGUAUCCUGUUUUCGUUCCCCAUGCGCAGGAAUCGAAGGUUGUUCCGUCCAAGGUGACGCGCCUUCGUCGGACGAAGAAUGCUAAGAUUGAGAUUAAUGCUCUUGGGUGGGAUGCGUUGCCAACUUUGAAUCAUGUUGUGUCUCGUCUGGGUGAAAUCCCUAUUGAUGAGAUUAUUGAUGCUAAGAUUACUGAGGGUCGGGGUGUGCCUGAUGUGUCCAGCGCUCAAAGGAUUGAGUGA